GGCCGGGCGACUCCCGCAAACUGCCCGCCGCCACCACCACCCCUCCCCCCCCGCCGGCGGGUACCCCCUCGGACCGGCCCAUGGUUAGUUAAAAACCACUGCAGUAGACAAUGGUUUGCAGCCUUUCUGUAUCUGUGUAAGGAGCCAAUUUUGAGAAGUGACUUGGUGCAGCGGUACCAGCAGGGGGCAUCGGGAGACUGUAAAGCAGAACCUGCCUGGCCUGACCUUGAAAGCUGUGCCAGCUGGCUGAAGGGCUUCCCACGCCUAGAGGAAAAACACAUGCAGGGCCCCAGAUGUGAAGAGCAUUCAGCGCAACCUCGGGGCUUCACCAGGUUACCUGGGGUAAUUCAGAGGUCUGUGGGCCCGGCCAGCUUUAGUCUGCUCACCUUCAAAGUCUAUGCAUCCUCAAAAAAGGACCCACCCGCCAAAGCCUGUCUCAAGGUUAAUGAGCUUUCACUCUACACCAUUCCUGAGGGUCAGUCUAAAUAUGUGGAAGAGACAAAGACCCAACUUGAAGAAAGCUUCUCACAUCUUCGACAUCAUUGUGAGCCAUACAUAAGAUGGUGUGAGGAAAUGUAUAGCCAGACUAAGCCCAAGAUGGAAACACUCAUUCAAUUGGGGUUUGAGAGCUAUGACUUUCUCCAGAAUUCACCACCUGGAUUUUUUCCAAGACUGGGUGUUAUUGGAUUCGCUGGCUUUGUUGGACUCCUUUUUACUAGAGGUUCAAAAAUAAAGAAGUUGGUGUAUCCACCUGCUUUCAUGGGACUGGCUGCUUCUGUUUAUUAUCCACAACAAGCCAUCGUGUUUAUCCAGGUCAACGGGGAGAAAUUGAUUGACUGGGGUUUACGUGGAUAUGUUCUCCUAGAAGAUAAGUGGAAGGAGAACUUUCAAAAGCCAGGAAAUGUGAAGAAUUCACCAGGAAAUAAGUAGAAUACUCCAUGCUCUGCCCAUUUUAAUCAGUUUUAGGUAAACAUUGGAAACUCCAUACAGUAAACCAGUAUUUCUACAGAAAAUGGCAGAGAUGUUAAUAUUGAAUGUAGCAAAUGGCGUUCUUCAGGAAAAACUUUACUAGUCCUCUUUGUUAUCUUGGAUGAUGUCAUCUAAGGGGACUAAUCUAAAAUUCUUUUACCAAUACAUAAUGUACAAGCCUUAGAACUCUAUGUUCUUAUGUUGCUAUUUAUGUACUAAUUAAAAAUCUAAGUUUAAAAAAA
Messenger RNA from Sorex araneus (European shrew), 1211 nucleotides. It is a transcript of the gene APOO, whose product is annotated as apolipoprotein O. The transcript has 10 exons. Bases 280 to 930 code for a protein of 216 amino acids. The record is from RefSeq and is a predicted model, not a curated record. Gene Ontology annotation, cellular component: MICOS complex. Lineage: Eukaryota; Metazoa; Chordata; Mammalia; Eulipotyphla; Soricidae. Gene Ontology annotation, biological process: cristae formation.